CACCCCUCCCCGCCCUCCCCUCUGCUUCUGGCCUCCUCGCUCGGGGCGCUGGCUGCUGGUUCCGGGGGCACCACGUCCAGCCAGCUCCGAGGCCUCCUCGGGACCCCAUCCGCCGAGCUCCUGUCCGAUGCCUUGGAGAGCUUCGCCGCGCACCUGCACGCAUCCUCGGCCAUGUUUUCCUCGAAAGCUCCUCCAGUCAGCCGAGAGUUUGUCAAUGAGAGCGAGGCCGCGUUCAGGCUCCGCCACCGGCCGCUGGGAUAAGGAGACUCCAAGGCUGAUCUGAGGCAGCUCCGUGGCUGGGUUGAGGCUUUAGAACCAGUGUCCCCCUGCACGAUUGAAGGGGCCGGCGGCUUUUGGGAGUGCGUCGCAAGCUGUGGGAGACGAAGUUCAGCAAGUCACCAAACCUUCUUGGGGAAGAAAUAUACCAAAGUGAUGAUGACGCACAGAGCAGGUCUGUACCGUCACCGCGAAGGAAACGUGGUGCAGGUCCUGGAGACGCCUCUGUGUGAGGGCCAGGCCAGCGUGGCGUUCCUGAUGCCCUUCCACGUGGAGAACCCAAGAUGUAAGACUCUUCCGAGCGUCCGAGCAGAGUGUAAUGGUGGAUCAACGGCUGUGGAUGAGCGAGAAAGACCUGGCAAGAGGGAGCGAGAGCCGGGGGCCUCCCCGCACAUCCACAAACAAGUCCACACAGUCGCAGCACUCACACCCACACAUGCUCUCAUCUGGCCCCUGGAGAAGCCUGUCACUGAACAGUUGACCGCUCUGGGCUUGACUGACGCCCGGGACUAGCAGUGCGCCGACUUCUCCAAGGGGAAGCUCCACCUGGGCGGAGCUCUGCACAGGAGAGGCCCUCCAUGA
Cyclopterus lumpus (lumpfish) is the source of this 858-nucleotide messenger RNA. It is a transcript of the gene serpinh2, whose product is annotated as serine (or cysteine) peptidase inhibitor, clade H, member 2. The record is from RefSeq and is a predicted model, not a curated record. NCBI's taxonomy places the organism in Eukaryota, Metazoa, Chordata, Actinopteri, Perciformes, Cyclopteridae.